Amyelois transitella is the source of this 2207-nucleotide messenger RNA. RefSeq names its product protein ST7 homolog. The transcript has 7 exons. Lineage: Eukaryota; Metazoa; Arthropoda; Insecta; Lepidoptera; Pyralidae. The coding region runs from base 306 to 1616 and encodes 436 amino acids. The record is from RefSeq and is a predicted model, not a curated record.
UCAGGCUCUUAGAGUAUAUUAGGUAUACCUACUUUAGAAUCUGUUUGUCAAUCAGUUCAACGAAAUAAAGAGGAGAAAGAGAUAAGAAGUUUCCAAAACAAAUAAAACUAUAAAAAAAUAUUCUUCCUUCUGUCCCGCGGUUUUAAUUGUGUGGUUAUUUACUACUACUAUGUAUGGAUACAGAUCGAUUGAAGAGAUGAAAUGCAAAGAAUAACAGUGUGUUGUUAAGUAACAUUGUAAAUUUUAUUGGUAAUAGAUAAACAUUCAAGACGGCGGAGACGGAGGGGCGCGAGGUCCCGCAGACUAUGUGGGACUCCUCAACGUUUCUGGGCGCUCUGACGCCGAAGUUCUACGUGGCUCUGACCGGCACAUCAUCUUUGAUCUCGGGAUUGAUCCUGAUCUUCGAGUGGUGGUAUUUCCGGAAGUAUGGCACGUCGUUUAUUGAGCAAGUGUCGCUCACCCAUCUGGGGCCUUGGCUGGGUGGCGGUGGCGCGGCGGAGCCCGAGCCGCCCGGCGAGUGCAAGGUGUGGCGCAAUCCCAUGGCGCUCCUGCGCGGCGCGGAGUACGGCCGGCUGUGGACAGUGGCGCGCCGCGCGCCGCUCACCUACUACGACAUGAACCUGUCUGCACAGGAGCAUCAAGCUUGGUUUUCAUGCGGCGCCGAGGGCCCGGCGGAGGAGGCGAUGGCGCGCGCGUGGCGCGAGCGCGAGCCCGGCGCGCGCGUGGCGGCGGCGCGCGCGGCGCUGGCGGCGCGGCCCGAUUGCGCGGCCGCGCUGCUGCUGCUGGCCGAGGAGGACGCGCCCACCGUGCUCGAGGCGGAGCGCAUCCUGAAGCGCGCGUGGCGCUGCGCCGAGACGGCGUGGCGCGCGUCGUCGCUGGCGCACGGCGCGGGCUCGGAGGCGGCGCGGCGCGACGCGGCGCUGCUGCUGCACGUGAAGCGGCGCUGCGGCGUGGCGGCGCGGCGCCUGGGCCGCCUGCGCGACGCCGCGCGCCUGUUCCGCGAGCUGGCGCGCGACGCGGCCGGCGCCGCGCCCGCCGCGCAGGCGCACGAGAACCUCAUCGAGGUGCUGCUCGAGCAGCGCGCCUAUGCGGACGUGCAGGCGGUGCUAGCGCGCCACGCGGACGCGUGCCUGCCGGUGUCGGCGUGCGUGCUGUACACGAGCGCGCUGCUGCGAGCCCGCGCCGCGCUCGCCGCGCCGCCCGCCGCCGCGCGCGCCGCCGAGCUCGCCGCCGCCGAGGCCGUGCGGCGCGCGGUGGAGUACAACCCGUUCGCGGCGGAGUACCUGCUGGAGCUGCGGCCGCUGUGCCUGCCGCCCGAGCACGUGCUGCGGCGCGGCGACAGCGAGGCGCUCGCCUACGCCUUCUUCCAUCUGCGGCACUGGACCAACGCGGAGGGCGCGCUGGCGCUGCUGGCGGCGGGCGCGCGGCGGGCGGGCGCGCGCGCCGCCGCCGACGCCGAGCUGCUGCCGCCGCACCACUGCCGCCCGCUCGCCGGCGGCGCGCCGGCGCUGCUGCCGCUGGCGGCGGGCGCGUGCGUGGUGUCGUGCGGCGCGGCGCUGGCGGCGCACCGCUGGCCGCCGCAGCUCGACCUGCGGCGCCUGCUGGCCGCGCUCUGACUGCCUGCUGUCUGAUGCCGCGUGACCCUUCUUGUCACUUGAUUACAGCAGAACGGAUAUUUCUGUCCUACUUAAGAAAUUCAGUAGCAAAUAAAUAAAUACUUCCGGUAUUUUAAGACUUUUUCAUUGAUAGAAACCAAUUCAUGUUGAUAUCUAGUCCGAAAUCUUUCUGUUUUAUCAAUUUAAUGUAUUCUUAUUUUAUGUGAAAUAUCUAAAAUAUUCUUCACUUUUGAAAGAAUUCUGUGAAUCAAAAUACAUUUUCCUAGUCUUUGUUUUCGAUCUGAAAUAAUGUUUAUACUAACGUAAUACUUAAAUUAUCUUAUUAAAUUGUGAACUUCUUAAGUGCUAUGAUAAAUGACUCUAUGGAUGAGCAUUUUCUAAAUACCUAUCUCUAAUUCCAAUAAGUAUUUUAAGGUAUAAAAUCUUUUUUCCGAAAAACUAGUUGUCUUUUGUUAUCAUGAGUGAUUGUUUUAGAAAUAGUAGUCGUGCAUCAAAUAUGUAUGUAGUAUGUACGUAACUACCAGUCUAAGUAGGCAUACAAGUAUUUUAUCAGCUUGCUUGACAUUUUAAAUAAAUUAAUUAAACAUUCAA